Messenger RNA from Linum tenue, 2369 nucleotides. Lineage: Eukaryota; Viridiplantae; Streptophyta; Magnoliopsida; Malpighiales; Linaceae. The record is from the annotation of a GenBank genome assembly.
AGCCAACAAGAAAGAAAACCUAAAUUUCCUAUUUUCCCUCUCUAUAAAUAGGUCUCUUCCCCAUCUUCCCUCUCCCACCCCAAAACCCUUCGCCUCUCUAUCUCUCUGUUCCAUUGUUGCCUCUUGAUUCCGAAGCGUUAUCUCGUUCUUCCCGUUCCACCGCUCGUGUUUUCCUCCCUGCAAUCCGAUCGAAGAAAUCCUCUCCGGCUUCUCAACCGAAUCUUCCGUUGAAUAUAGAAGCGUGAAUGUUGUAAUGGAGACGAAAGGAGGGAAAAAGAAGUCCAGCAGUAGUAGUAGUAAUUCCUCCAUCCAGUACGAAGCUCCCCUCGGCUACAUCAUUGAAGACGUUCGCCCAAACGGUGGCAUCGAGAAGUUCCGAUCUGCUGCUUACUCCAACUGCGUGAGGAAGCCAUCCUGAUAUUCUCCAAUCGUUAAUGUCGUUCGCCGUAGAGUAGGAUUUCCAAUUUCAGUUUCGUCUCAGUCUUUCAAUUACUUCUCCUCCCUCAAUCCCUCAAGAACAAGCUCCCGAAGAACAAGAAAGGAAAGCGAACUCUGCAUCUCCCUCUCCCUCUCUUCUAGAUCUCGGAAUUUCAAAAUCAAGCAAUGGCGGUCAACACCUCGCCAAUCGGAUUCGAAGGAUUCGAGAAGCGUCUCGAGAUCUCCUUCUCGGAGGCGCCGAUUUUCAAGGACCCCAACGGACUCGGCCUCCGCGCCCUGACUCGCCCACAGAUUGACUCGUUCCUCGACGCGGCCAAGUGCACGAUCGUCUCGAGCCUCUCCAACGACGAGUUCGACUCGUACGUCCUCUCCGAGUCGAGCCUCUUCAUCUACCCGCUCAGACUCGUCAUCAAGACCUGCGGGACCACGAAGCUUCUCGCCGCCGUCGAGCCGAUUCUAGAUCUGGCCGGCUCGCUCUCCCUCGCCGUCGCCGACGUGCUCUACUCCCGCGGCAGCUUCAUCUUCCCCAGCGUCCAGCCGGCGCCGCACCGCAGCUUCUCCGAGGAAGUCGCCGCGCUUAACGAAUUCUUCGGCGAUCUGGACCACAACGCGUACGUGCUCGGAGAUCCAGAGCACAGCUGGCACGUUUACUCCGCCACCGUCGCCGGUAAGAAGAACAAUCCCUCUCCGUCGCUAGAAAACGACGUGAUUACUCUGGAGAUGUGUAUGACUGGUUUGGACAAGAAGAAGGCGGCGGUGUUCUUCAAAGGCUCCCCGGCGGCGACCGCCCUGGAAAUGACGAAACAGUCGGGGAUCUGUGACAUCAUCCCCGGCCACACGAUCUGCGACUUCGAUUUCGACCCCUGCGGCUACUCGAUGAACGGGAUCGAGGGGACGGCUCACUCCACCGUGCACGUCACCCCGGAGGACGGGUUCAGCUACGCCAGCUACGAGGCGAUGGGGUUCGACGCCGGCGCGAUUCCGCUCGACGCGCUGGUGGGGCGCGUGCUGAAGUGCUUCGAGCCGCGUAACUUCUCCGUGGCGGUCACGUGCCGGAGCGCGAGGGCGCAGCUCUGGGCGAUGGAGCUCGUCGACGUGGGAGGGUACUCCCGCGGCAAGGUCGCGGUGGAGGAGCUCGCCGGCGGCGGGAUCGUCGUUUACAAGACCUACACAGCCGACGCCACGAAGAAGGCCGUUGUCGCUGCUCCGGCGGUCGUCGAGAUGAAGAAGGCCGUGACGAAGAAGGAAGUGAAGGUUGUGGUGGUGAAGAAGGCUGAUCGGCAGGACGUCGACUGUGGUGCUGGCUGCGGCGGUGAUGACAUGCUGGAAAAAUGGGGGCAUCAGUUCUUCGGGUUGGUGGACGGCGGCGGGUUGAUUUGGUGAUCCGGGAGCUUGUUCUUGUUCUGUGUCGUCGUGUUUUGCUUCUUUGAGUCGUCGUAUUAUUAUUACUACUGUUAUUGUUAUUGAACUGUGAGUGUUCGUUUGGGCGGCCAUGGGUGUCUGUUGUUUAAGCUUGGCGGAGUCGGCCUUAGUUGUGGGCUAUAUGGAAUAAAUUGUCAAGUGGCCAUGGCUGCCUAGUGGUUUCUUUUUUCCAUUGUCGAUAUACUGCAAGUGGGGUUUUAUAUCAACUCCGAUUUAUUAAUGAAGAUUGGUGUGCAAUGCUUGUUUAUGAUUAGUGGUCUGAGAUUAUUGGACUAAUUACAUGAACUGGACGUGAUGAUUUGGUGGCUGGGCCUUUAGGAUGAUGAUCAAGAGGGGGCUGGGAGUAGGAUCAUGUCUCAUUGGGCCUGCCCUCAAAAAACCAUGGACCAUGUAAAUGCCCAGGAACAUAAAAUUUUGUCCCACAUUUCAUUGGGUGUACAAGUACAACUAUUAGGUCCAUACUUAUCAAAUUGGAUCAAAUCAAAUCAAAUAAAUAAUGCUCUACUUGG